This is a messenger RNA of Spirodela intermedia, 319 nucleotides long. The record is from the annotation of a GenBank genome assembly. Lineage: Eukaryota; Viridiplantae; Streptophyta; Magnoliopsida; Alismatales; Araceae.
AUGAGCACAUUAUAAGUUAUCACGUUUGGAGAAAUUCCUCUGGGUUUCAUCUCCUCGAACAGAUGGAUGACAUCUGCCUUCGUGCCGAGCUUCAGUUCAACGUAGAUCCUAGAAGUGUAGGCGAAGCAAUCCGGCUGCAAGCCCAUAUUCACCAUCUCAUCAAAAAAAUAUUUUGCCAUGGAGAGAUUUCCUGCCCUGCAGCAACCAUUGACGAGAACUGUGUAUGUGAAGACGUCAGGUACGAGGCCCGACUGAAGCAUCUCCUCUUUCAGCAUCUGUGCGUCAUCCAGAGAUCCUGAUCUACACAGACCAUCAAUAA